AUGGCGCAAGAUUCAACGGCAGCAGCAGCUUCACGGCACGCGUCGACCGAUGUGCCCAGAAACUUCGAAGUAGCCAUCAUUGGUGGUGGGAUUGCUGGCCUGACCCUCGCCAUCGCAUUAUACCACCGCGGCAUCGCGCUGAAAGUCUACGAACAGGCGCCUCAGUUCGGCGAGAUCGGCGCGGGCGUUUCGUUCUCCCCCAACGCCGUGCAGGCCAUGAAGGUCUGCCACCAGGGUGUCUACGAGGCGUUUGAGAAAGUCUGCACCCGCAACGUCUGGCCCGAGAAGCAGAAGGUGUGGUUCGAUUACCUCGACGGGUAUGUGGGGCCGAAGCCUGGUCAAGAGAGGCAGGACAUUGCAUUCACGAUUCGAAACUCCUUGGGACAGAAUGGAGUGCAUCGUGCGGCAUAUUUGGACGAGAUCGUCAAGCUGCUGCCGCGCGAGAUUGCGCGGUUCGGCAAGAAACUUGUUGAUAUUGAGGAGAAAAAGGACAGCGGGAGGCUGUCGAUGAAGUUCGAAGAUGGCACCACGGCUGAAGCGGAUGCGGUGAUCGGAUGCGAUGGUAUCAAGUCAAAAGUUAGACAGAUCAUCGUUGGAAAGGACCAUCCUAGUGCCAAACCCAGUUAUACGCACAAGUAUGCUUACCGAGGGCUUGCGCCGAUGGAAGAAGCGAUCAGGGCUGUCGGCGAAGAGCUGGCAGUCAACUCUUGCAUGCACAUGGGCCCGGAUGGCCAUGUCCUGACCUUUCCUGUCAACCACGGCAAGACGCUGAAUAUUGUGGCCUUCAGAACUAGUCCCGAAGACUGGCCAGACUUCAGUCGGCUGACCAGGCCAGCAAAACGAGAAGAUGCAUUGAGGGACUUUGCAGGGUACGGCUCAAAUGUGAUGAAACUGCUGAACCUAACGAAGCCGGAUCUGGACGUGUGGGCAAUUUUCGACAUGGGCGACAAUCCGGUUCCUACCUUCCAUACAGGGCGGAUAUGUAUAUGUGGAGAUGCAGCGCACGCGACUUCUCCGCACCAUGGCGCAGGAGCCGGGUUCUGCAUUGAGGAUUCGGCUGUUCUUGCCUCACUCCUCGCCUACAAGCAGGUCCAAUCACCCUCGGAUCUCGAAGCUGUAUUCGCAACGUUCAAUGACCGACGAAAGGAGCGCGGGCAGUGGCUUGUGCAGAGCAGCAGGUGGAUCGGUGACUGCUAUGAGUGGCGUGCCGAAGGCAUAGGCAAGGACUUUGAGAAAAUCGAGAGGGAGAUCAAUGAGAGAAACGGCCAAAUCGCCGAGGUGGAUGUAGAAAAAUGGUGCAGGGAAGCCAUAAAAGACCUUGCAAGUAGGCUGAAGCGAUGA
Molecule: messenger RNA, 1341 nt
Organism: Cladophialophora yegresii CBS 114405
Lineage: Eukaryota; Fungi; Ascomycota; Eurotiomycetes; Chaetothyriales; Herpotrichiellaceae
Product: salicylate hydroxylase
Exons: 3
Coding region: 1-1341 (446 amino acids)
Biological process (GO): secondary metabolite biosynthetic process
Molecular function (GO): FAD binding
Source: RefSeq, a predicted model, not a curated record